Heterobasidion irregulare TC 32-1 is the source of this 757-nucleotide messenger RNA. RefSeq lists its product as uncharacterized. Lineage: Eukaryota; Fungi; Basidiomycota; Agaricomycetes; Russulales; Bondarzewiaceae. Bases 121 to 456 code for a protein of 111 amino acids. The record is from RefSeq and is a predicted model, not a curated record. The transcript is spliced from 2 exons.
AUAAAAGCAGAGCGGCGACGAGAUGGGCGCUCACAAUCCUGCACACACGCAUUCAGACCAAGCGAACAGUCGCCCGCAACUCACGAUCCUAUCCCCUGACGUUUUCAACCCAAACGGACCAUGUCUACCUCCUCCCUCUCCGCGCAAGUAUCCGAGGCGAACCAAGCGUGCGACGAGCUGGACGACGCGCUCGCCUUCCUGCAGGACGCGCUCGAGGGCGUCAAGCAGGACGUCCGGCGGUUCCGGGAGAGCAUGCGCGACGUCGAGCUCCACGGUGCCGCGAGCGACCAGGGCCAGGCCGCGGAUCCGGAGGAGCUGCAGGCGCUGCGGAAGCUGAUCAGGCAGAUGGCGGCGGACAUGGUGCACACGAAGUACUGGACACGGUGGUUCGCCGGGGAGCUGGAUAUGCGGCGCAUCGCUACCCGCCGUGCGCAGAUGGGCAUGGACGGUGCAUAGGGCGGCGGCGUGGGUAUUUUGCACGCUUUUGUUUGGGGAAAAGGAAGGAAGCAUAACGGAAUGACUGCCGCCACUUACGGGUGCCAUCUAUAGGACAUCGCGCUCACUUCAGAAUCUACAUUGCGAGAGUCCCUUUCACUGAUCCGCCGGGGGUGGACAAAGCAAGAAUGAUGUGUGCGUUUUGAGGUCGUUCAUGCUUUCUGAUUUGGGUUGUCCACACCAUCACCUUGACGCCCGCAUUUCCAUCGGAUCCGUAUCCUUCAAAUGGGCUGGGUAGCAAAGUCCCUAUUCAACAAACCGU